This is a messenger RNA of Oryza brachyantha (malo sina), 1966 nucleotides long. RefSeq names its product sterol 3-beta-glucosyltransferase UGT80B1. The record is from RefSeq and is a predicted model, not a curated record. The coding region runs from base 1 to 1590 and encodes 529 amino acids. Gene Ontology annotation, molecular function: UDP-glycosyltransferase activity. NCBI's taxonomy places the organism in Eukaryota, Viridiplantae, Streptophyta, Magnoliopsida, Poales, Poaceae. The transcript is spliced from 15 exons.
AUGGACGACGGCGGCGGCGGGGGCGGGCGCGGAUGCCGCCGGCCUCGUGCCGUCUUCAUGGCCUUCGGCACCCGCGGUGACGUCUUCCCCAUCGCUGCACUUGCUGCAGGUUUUGCGCAGGACCAACGACAGUAUGAUGUGGUGUUCAUCACUCACUCAGCGCACCAGAGCUUGUCAACACAUCUAGCUGACUGUAGUAUUCGAUAUAUGCCCGUGUCAAGCCCACCUGUACUUGCUGCAGAACAGCUCGAGAACAUUUCAGGUGAUUCUGUUCAAUCAAAUGUUGAGCAUGACUCCUGUUCGCAGAGGGAAAAGAUGAUUCAGAAGGAGCACAGGAAAGAGUGUUUAUCAGCAGUCGAAGAUGUUUUUGGAAAUGACAUGAGCAUUCAUGGUGAUUUCAUUGUGAUCAACUUCUUUGCCCUGGAAGGUUGGCAUCUAGCAGAACUGUUUCAAGUUAAGUGCAUCAUUGCUGCUCCUUAUUUUGUUCCAUACAGUGCACCUGCAUCAUUUGAACGCCAAUUUAAACAAAGUCUUCCUCUUCUAUACAAGUACUUUCAAGAAGCUCCUCCAAACAUGGUCUGCUGGACAGACAUUACCCACUGGAUGUGGGCACUGUUCAUGGAAAGUUGGGGAUCAUGGAGAAAUGAUAGUCUAAAUCUUAGCCCUAUUCCUUUCACAGAUCCAGUAACAAAUCUUCCUCUCUGGUAUAUGCGAGAAGAGUCUCCAUUGUUGCUGUAUGCUUUUAGCAGGGAAAUUGUUGAGUGCCCAGGAUAUUGGCCAUGCAGUGCUCAUGUUUGUGGCUUUUGGUUUCUUCCCAUGGCCUGGCAAUUUUCUUGUCAUAAAUGCAAGGAGUUACUGUGUGGAAAUGCCAAUAAUUCCUAUGGUGGAACUCUAUGUAUAAAUCACGCUAGCCUAGAGCACUUUACCGUGGGAAAUUCUAAUUCAUCCUUACCUAUAUUUAUAGGGUUGAAUUCCAUCGGUAGCAUGGGUUUCCUUAAAAAUCCAAAAGCAUUUCUUAUGGUGCUUAAAACUGUCAUAGAUAAAACAGAUCACAGAUUUAUCCUUUUCUCAUCUGGAUACCAGCCAUUAGAUUCUGCAAUACAAUCUGUUGCUUCUUCAGUAGUAGAAUCAAGUGAGUGCCAGGCAUCUGCUCUUCAUUGUGAUAGUACUAUCCUAUUUAGCAGUCGACUCUUUUGCUUUUCUGGAUCAAUACCAUACAGUUGGCUCUUCCCUAAGUGUGCAGUUGCUAUUCACCAUGCUGGCAGUGGUUCUACAGCUGCAGCACUUUUUGCUGGCGUCCCUCAGAUUGCAUGUCCUUUCCUGCUGGACCAGUUUUACUGGGCAGAAAGGCUACAUUGGUUAGGAGUGGCACCUGAGCCUCUACGAAGACAACAUCUAAUUCCAGAUACAGACAAUGCCUCAAGCAUUGAAAAUGCUGCAGAUGUGUUAAUUGGAGCUAUCAAAACAGCAUUAGCACCUGAAAUUAAAGCUCAAGCAACCAGGAUAGCUGAUAAACUUUCUUCUGAGGAUGGGAUUGGAGAAGCACUCAGGAUCUUGAAAGAGAGAGUUUUGCCUAGAAGUAAAAGUUAAGCAAUAUGUAUAAACUAGGGGUUUGCUGAACACCAAAUGCAUGUCAAAUUACGGAUAUGCUUUAAAUUGGUAUCAUCGCCCCCAUUGAUUUGUGCAUUGUAUGAACCGCUACAUGCAAUUCUUGGUCAGAGCAUUGGUAAACAACCUCUAUACUACUAUGUACAUAUGACAUAUGGAGGUCAUGAAUGAAAAACCAGAACCGUGAUGAUAUGAAUACUGGCAACAAAGCAGGUUUCCCCAGUGAAAAAGAAAAAGCCCAACCUGAACACUGUAAACAGCUCCUGUCUUCUUUAAGAGAAGGGUUAGUACACAGUAGAGGAGGCUUGGCUUUAGCAUGUAACCACUCCGUCCUAAAAUGUAAUUAUUUUUAAAAUAA